AUGGAGAAGUACGAGAGGGGGCCAACACUGGGGAAGGGGACCUUCGGCAAGGUCUUCAUGGCGACGUGCAAAGAGACUGGCCAGCCGGUAGCCAUAAAGCGUUUCCGGAUGAUGAAGCAGAGCGAGGGCGUCAGCGUGACGGCCUACCGAGAGAUAAAGAUCCAGAAGGAGCUCGACCACCCACGCAUCGUGAAGCUCCUGGACGAGUUCGAGGACAGGGGGAAGAGCGGCAAGGGCAAGAGCAAGAUUUAUCUGGUAUUCGAGUACAUGCAUAGCGACCUCGAGGCACUAAUAUACGACAAGUCCAAGAUUCUGGAAGCAGCUGAUAUAAAGAAAUACAUGCAAAUGCUUCUGGAGGCACUGAAGUACUGCCAUGAGAGUGGAGUCCUUCAUCGCGAUUUGAAGCCCAACAAUCUUCUCAUCGCAGAGUCAGGUGAAAUGAAGCUUGCGGAUUUUGGACUCUCAAGGGAGUAUGGAAGCCCAGAUCCUCACUACACCCAUUUGGUAUUUUCACGAUGGUACCGACCACCAGAACUAUUUUUUGGUUCAAGGGCAUAUGGUCCUGCUGUUGACAUUUGGGGUGCUGGAUGCAUCUUUGCUGAGCUUAUGCUGCGUAAACCAUGGUUUGAGGGCAAUGUGGACCUUGAAACUCUGGGCAAAAUUUUUGCUGUCCUUGGUGUACCGGACAAAGACACUUGGCCGGGCGUGAGCAACCUGCCAAACUACGUAUCUUUUGAGAGCAUAGGCCUGCCCAAACCCUUGAGCGAAGUCUUUCCACAGGGAAUGCUCAAUGUUGGAUGA
Messenger RNA from Ostreobium quekettii, 801 nucleotides. NCBI's taxonomy places the organism in Eukaryota, Viridiplantae, Chlorophyta, Ulvophyceae, Bryopsidales, Ostreobiaceae. The record is from the annotation of a GenBank genome assembly.